This is a messenger RNA of Podospora anserina S mat+, 462 nucleotides long. RefSeq lists its product as uncharacterized. Bases 1 to 462 code for a protein of 153 amino acids. The record is from RefSeq and is a predicted model, not a curated record. Lineage: Eukaryota; Fungi; Ascomycota; Sordariomycetes; Sordariales; Podosporaceae. Gene Ontology annotation, biological process: DNA-templated transcription. Gene Ontology annotation, cellular component: RNA polymerase II, core complex; RNA polymerase III complex; RNA polymerase I complex. Gene Ontology annotation, molecular function: DNA binding; DNA-directed RNA polymerase activity. The transcript has 4 exons.
AUGUCUGACUUUGGCGACGACGACCGCGAUCCCAUCGCCGAUGAGCCCGCCUUCGAGGAGGACCCCGAUGAGUACUACGAGCCAGUGGAAGAUGACGAAGCCGACAACCGCCCCGUUGGCGAUGACGAAGACCCAAACCAAGUAGUCAACUCUGGCGACCCCAACGCGGCCGCCAACCACGGCAAGGGCACUGAGAAGUCGCACAAGGACAAGAAGAUUCCCAACGACCAGCGCAAGACAACACCAUAUAUGACCAAGUACGAGAAGGCGCGCAUUCUCGGCACAAGAGCUCUCCAGAUCAGCAUGAAUGCGCCUGUGCUGGUUGACCUUGAGGGUGAGACGGAUCCCCUGCAGAUUGCCAUCAAAGAGCUCAGGGAAAAGAAGAUUCCCCUCAUUGUGCGCCGGUACAUGCCUGAUGGAAGUACGAGGACUGGACCUGCGAGGAACUCAUGCAAUGAUUAA